This is a messenger RNA of Symbiodinium sp. CCMP2592, 1944 nucleotides long. The record is from the annotation of a GenBank genome assembly. Lineage: Eukaryota; Dinophyceae; Suessiales; Symbiodiniaceae.
AUGGCGAUGAUGGUGACGGUAAUGGUAACGGGAAUGGUGGUGCUAGGGAAGAACGCUCAGGUACUCUGGGACAGGCAGCUGGGAGCGCCCAGCUUUGGGUCUGGUAGUGUGGCCGCGCUGAGACUCCCUCCAGCUGAGGAGGCCUGUGCUGAAGGCGAGGCCAACUUGGCCAAAGAGCCAACACAGGUCCCUCCCAGCACAGAGACCUAUGAGCCGGAACCAGAAGAGGUGCAGCAGGAUCUCUUCGCUCUGGAAGUCCCGACAGAGCCGGCAAGGUCCCAUGGAGACCGGUCUCCCUUGCUGAGAACGGUGCGGGAAGCAGCAGCAACGCUCUGGAAUCUCCCGGCCUCGAGCCACCUGGCCUUGGUCCCACUAUCUGGGAUGCAGGCCGGAAAGGAGCUGAAGGGCGAUGAGCUGACUCUGCAAGGGUCCGGCUGUGAGUACGGCGACAUCAUCUGUGUGGAGCAACUGGACGGGCCAGGAGUCUCGCAAGCUGUGCAGCUCGUGGAGGAGAAAUGCAACACUGCGAAGAUCUAUUUUAACCAUCCAACGAGGCCACAAUUCACCGAGGAGUUCCCGCCCAUAGCCGUCAGCAAAGAUGCCCCGAUCUUCGAGCUCAAGGCGCGCAUUGCACAAGCUCUCCAGCUGGAUGCAUCAACACUGCACCUCUGUCGCUCUCAGCAUGCGCCGGCUAUGUUCAAGGACGAGUCUCGCACCUUGCGCCAGGCUGGCCUGUCGGAGGCAUCCAGUAUCUUCGUCGGUGAGGGCGCGCCCUGCAGCCCGGAGGAGUGCCUGCUGAAGGUCUUGCUCUACACUUACGACAAGGGCAACCACAAGGCUCGCGAACUCUUCAGCCUCGCGGCACGUGGGGACAGCUCCGUGAGGAAUCUUCGGGAGGCCGUCUACGAGCCACUGCUCCGCUGGGCGAAGGCCGAGGACCCCGAGGCGAUUGGUUUCGAUCCUGUCGCGGUGACUGGCUGGAAGCCGAUGGCCAGCGCAGAUGUCGUGACAUGCCCUCCGCCACCUCCACCCGCGACAAUCGAAGCCGGCCCUGUGGCGCCGCCCCCGCCACCCGCAUCAGUGGAUGUCAAUGCGGUGCGGUGGCAUGGCUGGGCAGGCGCCAGCAGCUCCUGGGCCCCUCCGCGAGUGGCAGCGCAGAGCGACAGCGAGGCCCGCCCCGGCUAUGCGGCUUACGAUGCCUCAGAGUAUCUGGACGAGCCGGCCGUGCUUCAGGAGAAGGUGCGAAUGCUGGCAGAAAUGUGGAGGCGGAGUGGAGCCGACACGGUGAUCUACACCGGUGCAGGACUUUCAACAGCUUCAGGCAUCGGGGACUACGCCUCCAAAGCCAGUAGCUCUGUCGCACCUCACAAGAAGAUCGCCUCCACUGGCAGCCGCUUGGAGCUGUCCCCAACUUUCGCCCACCAUGCGCUGGCAGCCGUCGCAGAAAAAGGGCUGAUCGGAAACUGGGUCCAGCAGAACCACGAUCGCUUGGCUCAGAAGGCAGGUUUCCCUCAGGCUAAGCUGAAUGAGAUCCAUGGCGCAUGGGGCGACAGCAAGAACCAGGUAAAGAUGAUGGACGAUACCCUCCGCCACGACUUGCUUCAAUGGCUGCUUUCCUGGUCCCUUCGUGCCCGGCUCUGCGUGAGCCUUGGGACGUCCCUUUGCGGGAUGACUUCAGAUGAGAUCCCAAAUGCAGUGGCAGAGCGCUACACACAGGGCGAAGGUGAAGGGCUCGUCAUCAUCGGCCUGCAGCGGACCUUCUACGACGAACGGGCGAGCCUCAGGAUUUGGGGGCUCUGCGACGAGGUGAUGAGCCUUUUGGCGAAGGAGCUCCGAUGCAAAGUGCCAGAUCCGAAAGUGGCCCGCCGUGGCGAGGAGUGGGUGAGCAAGCAUCCAAGGCUCACAUACAACACCCCGACGAGGUCGGCAAAGGAUCCCAUGUGA